AUGCUCAACCGCCCCCAACCUGCCCACGCUGCCAGCGGACGUCCCCGGCUCCGUUUGGCCCUAUGGGGCAGCUUCGCACCAAAUGCGGCACCCGGAAUACACCGACCGCAGUCUCCUCGUCAGAUUCUGCCUCUUCCAACCACUACCGAAUUCCCAUUGCCAUUCUCCUCCUCCUCCAUUGCCUCAAUAUCCACAACGGCGGUUGCUUUACCCACCACCACUGCGCACAAUCCCGACACACCAACAAACAUUAACACCCCCACUGUCAACGCCAGCGAUGUGGACUCUAUCCAUACUUGUACUUAUUGCGACCGCACCUUCACCUUACACAUCGGCCUGGUCGGUCACUUGAGAAUCCACGGUACAGAAACUGGUGAACCGGUGCCUGGAGCAUCAACAUACACCAGACGCAUUCCACUCAACUGCCCUCACUGAACUCGCACAUUCACCCACCGCAUGGGCCUAUAGGGCUACAUGCGCAUUCGCGAAAAUCUGCGGUAUACAACCGCCGGCUACACCACAUCAUCACAUCUUCCCGCACCUACAGCAUACAACAUCAUCACCCACCACACUCAUUCAUCUGCCACAUCCCACGCAAGUGGGAAGUGUGUGUCUCGGCCGCGUCUCCAUACGCCCCCUCCCGCGUCAAGCAUCGUUACUCGGAAGAUUGCUGACUGGCGUUCCAAAUCAGUCGACGCAGUUUGCCUAGUUCAGUGUGCGUUUCUGUGGAGUGGCGGUCUGGUGGGCUGAGAGUCAGGCUGAAACGGCUCCCUCCCAGCGUGACCUACGGCACUCUCACGCAUGUAAGAUGUACGCAGAUCGACCUCCGUUGUGUGAAAUCUUGGUGCUUCUGUUUGCGUCGCCAGGUCGUGCAUGAAGCGCGCGCAGACAAGGACAGUAGAUAUUUCAUUCACCGCGCCCAUCCGCGCACUUGUCAACUGACCGGCUCAGACAGUGGCUGGGGCCUGCGACUGGAAAGUGUAAGUGAGGUCGACGAUGCAGCGCAUUUUCCUCACUAUAAACAACCUGACGCUCUUGAAGCCCUUAUGGUGUUUUCGAUUAAAAAAUAUUACUGAAGCAGGGUUAUAAUAUUCGUCAUCAGGUAGCGUCAUGGAAAGAUAUUUCAGUUACAUCAGGAUGCCAGUUAUGUGAACGAGAUUUUCUCCGGCCACUUGCAAUAACUGCAUUCUGUAAAAAUGGCUACUUAUGUAGAACGAUUUUCUUUCAUUGAUUUUAGGCCUAUUCAGACAUAUUUUGUAGGAAACAUGCAUAAAAUAUUCUUCCUUAUGCUUAUGUGGUGGCGAAAUCAUAUUUAUACGUGAAAAGGAGGUAUGUUUCGCUCGGUUGAAAAAAUAUUUGAGUGAUAUGUGUUACGUAGCUCCAACUGAUGAACACCAUACUGUUGGAGAUCGGCUUAGGGGUUAGGGUUAGGGGUUAGGGCAACGUUUUCUCAACCACUCAAAGUACAACUGCGCAUUCCCAUUAGCUUUUCUUUUGCAUACAACCACUUGACCUCGUCGCCUGUGUGUAGCCGCCCACACCUAUAAAAACCCCUAUUACCAACCGUCCGGUAUGACAGGUUGCUGUGGUUUGUUUACUUCAGUUGGGGCUACGUAACCACAUCUGACCAAUAUUUGUUCAGUUCCCGAAUCAUUUGGGACCCAACUUCUGUUACAUUUGCUUCAUGGAUCUAGACUACUUAAGUGAAAGGAAAAGUAUACGUUUCUACACGAUAUCUCGCGGACACGUUAAAGAGCUCAUAUGAAUUCCUGAUUAGGAAGAAAGUGCUAAAUGUCAUUCCGCAGAUUCUUCACAAUAAUAACCCUAAAGGACUACGAUACAUUGAGAGUUAGAGCUACAAGCUGAGACGAUCGCACCGGCCGUCGUCUAAAAUUGGCUUGUAACAGGCUGUUGCACAGCACAGUUUCUUGAAAAGAGAGAACGAAUGGGAACUGACCACCAGCCAGACACAAAUUGAAAUAUACUACCCAUAGUCGAUCGGCAUCAAAUUUACAAGACCCCGUCUGCUAUUAGGUAGAACUUACGUUUCUUAAACACCCACGACCAACUCAUAAUUGCAGAAGGAUAAAUUAUUUGGUCACGCGAAAUAACUGGUGGAUUCGAAAAGUCAUUGCAAUUAUUGAACUGUAUAUCAGAGGCGAAGACUUUAAAAAGGCACAUUAUUUGGGAAUUGAAAAAAACUCGUGAAUCUGCCGUGCAAAUGAUACAGCUUACCUAUGUCUGGCGCAGUCGAUCCUAAUUAACCGAUGUUUGGAGACAGCGUAUAGGCGUAAAAAGCUCUAAAACUAGAUGCUACUCGCAUUUCAUGACCGAUAACGGGACGGAGAGCGCGCGCGUUGAUGUCGAAUAGCGUGCGGAGGUGCUGCAUUGCUCAUAAUUACCAUCUUUUGCACCCUUUGUAUACUUGCUAUCAUCUGGAGUCUCAGACGUCAUCAACCAAAACAAGGACUGUGCAUGAGGUUGCUGGGGAUGAGAAUAAUUUGAGACGAUACGACUUCCGGUUUCCAACAACGCGUCCAAGGAUCAUCACGAGAUCAAGCACUUGAUGCCGCCGUCGCACAGUAUGCAGUACUUCCAGUCCCUUAACAAGGACUCUGGCAAACUUUGCGAGGCAUUCAAGCGAGACCUCUUCCCCACCGAAGUGCCAAUAACAGCUGAAGAGAAGGAUUUUCCUCUCGGUUUUAUCCUCGCUGUGUACAAAAUCAUUAAUCAGGUGGCGCGUCUGAUACGUCUCAUAUAUCCGCCACAAAAUUUCUACGUCAUUCACGUGGAUAGAAAGUCACUACAGGCGUUCUAUGACGCAGGCCAAGAUAUCGUAAAAUGUUUCGGUGCCAAUUUUGGUGUAGUCCCUCGAAAUGAAAGUGUCAGUGUCGUUGUGGCGACUAGCCAUCCUGACUGGCCCGGAGUCAUUGUUCAAGACCUCGCUGCCUCAAGGUCAUUCAUCCCUUGCAGCGAGCCGUCCCAGACGAGGUGACCUGAAGUCACACAACCAACAGCUCGGGCACACAUGCGUCCGCGCAGUCGCAGCUGCCCAUGCGGCCACUUGAACGCGCCAUCCCCUGCAACCAGCGGAACAAGCCACUGGGACACCACCCCUCGGCAAAUGCAACACGCACGCUGACUGGCCGCCACUUGAGCUUGGCCCACGAGCCUACAAAAGCUGCUGCCACCAUUAUCUCGGGGACUCUCAGGCCUGACUGGACGCAGUCAACUCCAGCCCUGGCUUCUCCAGUGGCCACUGUCGUCUGAGAGGACAACUCCGGGUUCUGUGCACAAUAAACCCCUCAUUCUGGUGCUUUCUGACUUCUCCUUACAACCUGGGAUUUGGCUUGAUAAUUGUAGCGCUCAGAGCACUUAUUCUCUCUGCUGUGCCGCUACAUCGUCUGGGGAGAAUACAUAGUCCUAGAGCAGGAACUCGGUGCCGCGCGAAUGCUCCUACAAAUGGGGAAGUGGAAGUAUUUCAUAAAUCUUACAGGCCAGGAAUUGCCCCUGAAGACGAACUUGGAAUUAGUUCUGGCAUUAAAAAUGCUAGAUGGCUCCAGCACCAUUGACCCCACUUUUAAACACUGCAAAAAACACCGGAUACCGAGACUUAGACCGUCACUUGCAGUAAGUGGUGGGACCUGUAAGUCAGCUUAUUUCAUGGUGUCUUCAACCAAAUCAUGCACUCUGACGCAUCUGCUAGCAGACCUGAUAGCACCUGUAACGUGCUGUCUAUGCGCUCCAGAGUUUUGCCUGGACAGUAUUUUUCUUGCUCUGGUUGUUCUUAAUCACAGUUAGUAGGUAGUCGGAAUGGGGAAUUACUGUGAUGCAGACACCGCAAGGGACUGCAGGAAAUAGCGCUGUUAUGGCUAAUGACGGGCGGAAACACGUUUGUACGCUGUUGCUGAAAGCGAAUGAUGUAAGGUUUUAAAAUCAGCGUUGCGGUCUUUGGUUAGUCCGGCUUUAAGAAAGCCGAACGAAAACAGGUGAGUCCUCAUUGCGUAUUCAGCUAAAGACAGCCUGAACUCGGACUAUUCAGGUGUUUAGACAAAUGGCAAGACGUAUUGUAGGACAGCGCGUUGUAAAUGGCCGAAGCUGGUCCGUUUAAUCUUAAAUCAGUUAGUCAGACCCCAGUCCCAAAUGUAGCCUAUUAUAUCUGUCUGGAAGAAGUGACUAAGAUGUAAUUGCCAUCUAGUUUGCCAGACCAGGCGGAUAUAGAACGACGUAAACGUUUGUCAGCUUUAUUGAUGACUUUCACUUUGAAGCUGAAGACAGAACCAAAUAUUGCCUUUUGUCCAAUCUUAUGCUCAACUUUAAUCGAAAAAGAAGGUAAACGUUUGUAGAUAAGUUGAUGCUUAUCGCAUUACUUAAGUGCAAAUAUACACACAACCUAAAUCGGCAUUGUGCCUACUAUAAAACAUACUCCCCAAUUUCAGAUGUUCACAUGGUUAGCAGCUCAUGUGCCGCGUAGUGUGCCUAUGGACCCUUCGAAGUCUGUAUGGAGAGGCUUCCUGGUAUUCAUACACAAUGGGCAACAGUGAAGAAUCUGAACGUAGGAUGGCAUGGCUUUAAUCGGCGUAGAAGUCCCCUUGCCUACGCAGGACGGCAUCUGACAAGGAAGUCAGUAGUAAGCAUGAAGAUAAGGCGUGAACAGAAACUGCAGGUCUCAACAUUUGGCUGCUAACCGAAGUAAUAGGAUAAAAUAAAAGUAAAGUGAUUGAACGAGACAUUGCCAACGGCAUGGAAGAAGAGACAAGGGCCGCUUUCCUGCAGCCUAUAGGGUGACGAACAAAGGACUACGAAGCUCAUUAACACUCGCAGACAGAGAUGAACAAAGACACCUGUCAGAGUGCUUAACAGUAGGUGUCAGUAACAACGCUCACGGAGAAAAUCAGCCUAACCGUUUUUUGUAACCUUGUAAUGCAGGCUGAUAUCAGACUGGAUGAAUGAUUGGCCACACCCUGGACCCUCUGGUCUACCAGAGUGCCUAUGGUCAGCAGAUUCUUUCAUGUUCGGUUGCAAUACCUGCACGGCCUGAACAAAGUACAUACUUGUACACAGGAUCGACUUGUUUUGCCUGCCGUUGCAAAUGACGAUGUCUGGCAGUUUUGAGUAAAUCGGUGUCACCUUGUUAAUCACUAGGACUUUUUCAUCGGACUUCAUGCAGUGAUCGAAAUCCACAAAUGCAUGUGAGGAUGUAGCUGUUAUCGUUGUCAGUUUCACAGUUAUUCAGUCAUGGGUCGGUCGAUAGCGAUCGGUUGUCAACUGUCUAAAUGUAUGUUUGCAUAGAAUAAGCAGCAUAACGACUACGACGGCCGCUCGUCAGCUGUAUAUGCUGAGGUCAGGACUGACAGCGAUCUACAGCGGUCUACAGCUAUCCCUUCUCAGAUGUUUGAGGCUGCGAUAGUGUAGAUGAAGCAGCACACCGACUGCAGGUCAGAUGAAACAACAAUUGUGUCUGGCUAGUACCUACUCAAAUAGCUACAGUAAGUAUUCUUUCUAGGCAACAGAUAUUUGGGGGGCCCCUCCCGAUUGUUACCUGCGGUGGAUGCUGUGCAAGUCGGACCGUCGGUACGCAGGUAAUGGAUGUUUGAAAUAUGUGCAAACAUGGGCUUACUGUGAGGUAUUGGUACUCAAUCGACAUACCUGGUCAUUUGCAGUAUGGACCAGGGUAUGUGGAGGGGAGCGCUGAGGUGCGGGCUCGACCGUGCCAUUCAUAUACGCCCUAACUGACUCCGUUCUUUUUGACUCUGACGUGACACCGAGUCAAGGUGUGGAGUAGGAAUAGAGAAUGCGAGGGAUGCUGUGCAAGUCCAUUUUCAUGCACAAGUCAUCGUCUCUGCUCUCACCCUGUUGUGGGGCACACGGUGGACACAGUCCAGAUCGACAGUCGGUAUGCAUUGUCAUGUAUCUUACUGUCUGACAUGAAUAUGCAAGUAGAUCCUGCUUUUGCCUGCCAUAAUUGCCGUUGUAGGAAAAGAAGGUGAGGCCGUGUUGGAGGCUGACAAAGCUGAUUUGCCUUAUGCAGACAUAUUCGACGAUGUGGACUUUGUUAAAUCUGGCAUUAACUUCAGGGCGUUGGUGACCCAGUGGGAAGAAAUGGACCCAUGGGUAAACAUUGUUUCCAUCCGGUUCUGAUGACCGUACUUGGUAGAUAACCUGUGAUUAACUGGGCACAGAUUAAAGCGGCCGUAGGACGGUCCUCAAAAAGACACGCCGACUCAGUAGGUGGCGACUUAGAGUCUUUACGCAAGAGUAUCUUGGAUAUUUUUCAAUAAAGCCUUUAUCAUCGAUAUUUAAGGCCAUUAAAUGCUUCUGCACAAAUAACAGCUAACGAGUGGAGUUCGAUUUGCUCAAGAGCUAAGGACAGACACAUGUACCAACAGCGUAAACAAACUGGGCCUGUACUUCUGUCCUUCAACUGUAAUCCAGUUAGACAGCUCUGCAUGUCUCGAAUCACUGGGUAGGGGGACUCUUGUAGGAAUUGAAUUUUAACAUCACUGAGGGAAGAGAUCACGCAUGCGGGGCAAAGUUUUGCAUUUAAAAACUGAUAUUGACGCCGUCUCAAAUAGAGUCCACACAGGCCUCGGGACGACGCCCACACCCACCUCAUCCAUAUCCAUUUCCUUGUCCGACUCCUCGAGGACGGAAGCGGAAACAUCGGAUAUACAAACGGCUGCAGGUAUCCUUUCUCAUCCCUUCCCACUUGACUCAUUUCCAUCAGGAAUUCAAAAUAUCACGGUGGGUGUUCUGAGUAGAUUCUAAUUCUUUCUUCAUUUAUCAAGCUGUCGGCACCAAAGUCGACUUAAAUGAUGACAAACCUAAAUAAUGUCCCAAGGAGCUUCCACUUCAACUUUUAGCUAGGCGAAGCAUUCCAUCAAAUAGAAUUGUAAGAUACCUAACUGUAAUAGUUUGGUCAUGACCUAUGAAGGACACCAGGCCAUACCUCCUCAAAUCGUAAAAUAUUCGCGCCGAUUUGGUCUUGAUUGGAUGACAGGCAUGAAAAUGUGCUCUUUGAUAAUUGACAACGACAGACAGGCCAUCUCACGUAGAGGAGCAUGCUAUUCAGGUCAGGGGUAUGGUUUUUGCGAAGACCCACCAGUUGUGUAAAUUUGUGUGUGCGUGUGUGUGUGUCCUCCGAACGGGCCACGUUGGAGAUGCGCUGGAUGAACACAGGGCCUUUUCGGAUUCUGGCAGACGUCAUCGGAUUGCGCAAAUGUCAACGUUUCGGGUCGCGGUGGCAGACCCGCUUGCUUGUAGACGCUGCACACACUGGGACCCCUGCCGAUCCCCUACCCUUUGUUUUUGCGGUUGGUCAAAAACCUGGUCAUUUGCAGUAUAGACCGGGGGGUGUGGAGGGGAACGCUGAGGCGCUGGCUCGAUCAUGCCAUUCACCUGCACCCUAACCGCCUUCGGUCUUCCUGACUCGUGACACCCGGUCCAGGUGGGGAGAGAGAGAGUGCGGUUGAUGCUGUGCAAGUCUAUAUUCAGAAUAAACUAAAUCAUGCACAAGUUGUCGUCCCUGCUCUCACCUUGUUUUGGAGCACACAGUUGACGCAGUCGAAAUCGACAGUCGGUAUGCAUUGUCAUGUAUGUUACUGUCUGACAUGAAUAUGCAAGUAGUACCUGCUUUUGCCCGCCAUAACUGCCGUUGUAGGAAAGAAGAAUGAAGCCUUGUUGGAGGCCGGCGAAGCUGAUUCGCCUUAUGCAACCAUCCUGGAGGAUGUGGCUGGAAUUAACUUCAGGGCCUUGGUGGACCAAUGGAAUAAAAAUGGACUCAUGGGUGAGUAUUGUUUCCAUCCUGUUCAACUGACUGUAAUUGAUAGGUAACCUGUGAUUUAAUGGGCACAGAUUGAAACAACAGCAGGAUGGUCUUAAAAUUGACACACCGCCUCAGGAGGUGGUGAGUUAGAGUGUCCUUGUUCGAGAGGAAUCUGGAUAAUUUUCCCCUGAGACUAUUGUAAUUUACAUUCAGGGGCCUGCAAGUACUAUUUCAAAAAUAACUGCCAAUGUGUUUACUUCGAUUUACUCAAGAGCUAAGGACUAACGCAUGCAACAACAGCGUAAACAAACUGGGCCUGUCCUUCUAUCAUUCAACUACAAUCCAGUUAGCCAGUUCUGCAUUACUAGAAUCACUGAGUGGGGGGAAUCUUGUAGGAAUGGAAUUUUAACAUCACUGAGGGAGGAGAUCACACAUGCGGGACAAUGUUUUGCUUUUAGAAACUGAUAUUGACGCCGUCUCAAAUAGAAUCCCCACAGGCCUCGGGACGACGCCCACACCCACCUCAUCCAUGUCCAUUUCCUUGUCCGACUCCUCGAGGACGGAAGCGGAAACUUCGGAUAUACAAACACCUGCAGGUAUCCUUUCUCAACCCUUCCCACUUGACUCAUUUCCACCAGGAAUUCAAAAUAUCACAGUGGUUGUUCUGAGUAUAUUCCAAUUCUUUCUCGAAAUUAUCAGGCUAUCGACACCAAAGUCGACUUGAAUGAUGACAAAAGCGAAAUAAUGUCCCAAGGGGCUGCCAGUUCUACGUUUAGCUAGGCGAAGCAUUCCAUCGAAUAGAAUUGUAAGAUACCUAAAUGUGAUAGUUUGGCCAUGACCUAUGAAGGACACUAGGCCAUGUCUGCUCAAAUCGUCAGAGAUUUUUCCCGAUUUGGUCUUGAUUGGAUGACAGGCAUGAAAAAGUACGAUUUGUAAAUAAAAAGACAUGAUUGAAUCACCGUGUGAUUACCUUAGCUUUCGUUAUGGUUCUGACUUAGUAUAUGGCACGGAUGAGCCUAUGGCCUCUGUUGAUACUGCGUAGCCUAAGUGAGACUCGGGCCAUAUUUACUCCAUUCGUAGGUGCUUUUGAAUGUUAUAAACACUCAGUUAAUCAUCUACAGGUAAAAACUUCGGCUGCCUCGUUCGAAGGCCGGUUGCUCAAUUGUUUAGGUCGUCGGUUGUGCUGAUGCUUUGCUCAUGCUUUAGCGGAUGUGAAUCUCACAGAUGUGUCGAUUCUUUCAAAAAUGCAUGAUCACUGAGGGGAUUGAUAAGACGUGCUGGAUAAUGUUUUGCAUUUAGAGACUGAAAUUGAGGCUGCUGUUAUUUCAUUUCACACAGGCCUCCGUUCCACACUCACCCCGACGUCUUCUGUGUCUAUUUCCAUGAGCGAUGCCUCGAAGACCGAAGCAGGGACAUCUGAAAUCCACACAGCUGCAGGUAUUCUUUCUCAUCCCUUCCCGUCGGACUCAUUUAAAUUGGGAAUUCAGGGGAUUCAAGUGGGUGAUUGGGGUGGAUUCUAAUUAGCACGUGAUUUUCGAGUCUGCAUGUAUUUUGGAUGUGGUAUCUUAUGAAAUACUUGCAGGAUAUUGGAAGUGCCAUUUCGAUUCGAAGGAUAACGCGACUAGGCUUGUCAUGCUGCCGUUGCAUGCUGGAUAUACACAGAGAUGCACCAGUUUCGCCGUUGUAUGGCAGAAUUAUUUGGAAGUUGAGUAGUCAACUGUUUUUUCCAGCAACCUGAGAGGAGGCCAGUUGUCUCCUUUACGGACGUCCCGAUGUCAUGACAAUUUUUCCGCAAAAGGCUCCUCAAUAGGUACCGAGGAAUGCUGACCGAUAGCGGAGUGUGAGACUGUUUGCUCAGGCGUUCUGAAGAGGAUGAUGAUACCGGCCAUUGCUUGGGCAAUGUUUUGAAGAGGAUUUUCAAAAUGGUGUUUACUAAUGAGAAACAGCAGGACUAAGGGUUUCUGCAAAAAGCCAGAGCAUUCAGCCACCUGUGCGGAAUGCUUCUUGCCUAUUUAUUCUUUGUAGCCAGCGAAUGCAACAACGGUGAGGCAACGCAUGCUUCCCCGCCAUCACUGAAUUCGUCAUCAGCGAUAGGCUAUUACUGGUAAAUUCAACGACAGGUAGUCAUCCCCGCCCCGUUGAGUAGUCCUCUCAAUGCAAACGCAGGGGUGAAGAAGAACGCGGUCCUUGAGGUGGAGUCCACGUCUACAUCCUCGGCGCCUCUAUACUUAUUUGGUUCUUCGGAAACGGAGGCAUCGGACUUAGAUGUUCAUGGCUUUGCAGGUACUAUCCAUCUUCCAUCCCCACUGGACUAA
Spirometra erinaceieuropaei is the source of this 10080-nucleotide messenger RNA. NCBI's taxonomy places the organism in Eukaryota, Metazoa, Platyhelminthes, Cestoda, Diphyllobothriidea, Diphyllobothriidae. The record is from the annotation of a GenBank genome assembly.